Molecule: messenger RNA, 5321 nt
Organism: Drosophila kikkawai
Lineage: Eukaryota; Metazoa; Arthropoda; Insecta; Diptera; Drosophilidae
Gene: ana1
Product: anastral spindle 1
Source: RefSeq, a predicted model, not a curated record
GUCACACUAAACACGCUUGGCCUUUGGAGGAGUUUUUAAAGUGUUGUUUGAUUUUCCACUCAAAGUUGUUUUUGUUUUGUGAACGUCCAUGCUGCCUUAGUAAUCAUAAGUAGUUUUAGAGCAAAUGGCUCUACAGGUCAACGGAACGUUUGGCCGGCGGCCCAUCAGCAGGCUGGACGAUCCGGAGCGGGUGCGUAAAGAUCUGGAGAGUCGGUCCCGCAUAACCCGUUUGCAGCAGGUGCGUGUGGCAUCCAACAAUAUGGCCAAAACCGUACGCGAUAAUGUCUCCGUCGAGUGGCAGCGGCAGCUCGAUAAACUGGAGCGGGUCAAGCAGAAGGAGCAGGACGCCUGGCGCGAGAAUGUUUUGGCCAAAAAGCACCAGGACUACCGCACGGCAAUUUUUCAGGUGGGGGGCGCCCAUCGCGCCGCGAGGGAGGAAAACGAGCGUAUCGAACGGGAGCGGCUACAGCGGUUAGAAAAAAUUAAAAACUGCCGCAAGCAGGCGGCGAGAAGGUCGUUAAAGCCCAAGGCUCCCAAUGUACAGUUGCUGCCAACGAACGAAAUGAAUCUAAAUCCGGAGGGACGAGUUACGGCGGGCACUCAAACGCCCACCCAGACGCAGGCCGAGGACAAGGAGAACCGCCUUCGCGGUGGUCAGGAAAAACCAAGUUGCAAGGAUAAGAGCAACAGCAAGAGAUGCUGUGGUCCCAACAUCGAUGAAGAUGAAUCCUCCGAGGACGACUCGUCCAUUUUGACAAACAAAAGUCCCACUAGCAGUGGUCGGCUCCAAAAGACUCCGCCAGUAAUCCUUGACGUGGACAUGGAUGAUACGCUUUCCGAAACCGUAAACGACGAUCAGGGCUUAGAGAUCAACGAUCGCUUCAUGCAAACCAACCGCAAAUUCAGUCAUGUGGUGAGACCCAACCAAGACGUCAGCCCGGAGAGGACAGAGAACCAACGCAGGCCGAGGUUUACCCAGAUCACUGACCUGGUCAGACGAACUGAGACCAUGACGUCGAUAAGAACCGAACCAAGGUGUCUUAAGGAGCCCGAGGUGGCCGAAGCUAAGCCACCAAGUCCCACCAAAUCUCUGCCCCGUUCGCCUACUAAAACCGUAAUUCAAAUAGAGGCAGUAUCCAAUAUGGCCACCAAAUCGACGGGAUCUCCCAAGAAACGCAUUUCAGGAUCUCCCAAGAAAUCCAGUCUAGGAUCCAGCCAGCAACAACCAGCCAGGCGAGCGGGUUUAAAAACUAAUCCGCCUCCCGCCAAGAUAAUUGAUCCCGGCAUCUUGAGGAAUCCGAAGGGAAAGACACACCCAACACUUCCAAAAAUGCCUGCCGCCCUUAGGGAGUCAGCGCCACCGACCAGAUCAGAUCCAGUGCAGGAACCCCUAGAGAACCUGCUACCCAUUCCCCAACAAGUCAAUUUACCACAACACAUGCCUGUCAUGCCGAAUCCUCCGAUGCCACAGGCUUAUCCUCUGCCACAAGCCCAGCCCUAUAUCCAUAUGUAUCCACAAGCAGCCAUGCAACCCUAUGCGAUGCCCUACUCGAUGCCCUAUCCCAUGCCGCCGCAUCCGAUGUACGCCCAGCAGCCAAUGCAGGUGCCCGUUGUGACAGCUCCGAUGAGCACCACCACCCAGUCCACGGUUUCCACCAGCACCACUACAGUGCAGCAGGGACCCAGGACUGUGCAGUCGGGAGGACGAGUUCAGUUCUAUGAUCACGGCAAUAAAUACCAUCGAACUUAUGAGGCGCCAACGCAGUCUGUGCAAUGUAACGAGAAAGAUCCCAGUCAGCUGAACGCCAUGGAUCAUGCCCGCAUCGAGAACCAACUGAGAGAGCUGCGGGAACAGGAGCUGGACAAACUCAGGAAAAUUACCAAAGAUCGAGGUCAGAAGGCUUUGGAGCGGGAGCAAAUACGUCGGGACUGCGCGGAGCUUACUGAAAAGCUAGAUGCCAUGACCCAGCAGGAUCCGCAGCUCUUACCCAGCGAUGCCAACUUCAUAGCUAGCCAUCGAUAUACGGAUGUGGCGGCCAGGCGAGAGCAGAAAAUGAACCAGGCCAUGGAACAGAUGCUGCUGCGUCCGGCCAUUAUUACCUGCCCCGAAGUGGGCACAAAAUCUGGUCCAACUACCUCAGCCCGAAGCAAGGUUAGUGCUCCGGAAGCCAUCAAUUUAGGCGAACAUCCAGCUCGAGGUAACCGCAACGAUCUGGGCAGCACCGAAAGCUGCUGCUCCAUCCUCCUCGACUACGCCGAGGAUCAGAGCAAGCAGCUAAGGUCCGACAUUAAGGCCCAAAAAAACAACUCCACGAAGUCGAUGAGGUUGCGGGGUCUGCUGGAACGCAUAGAAAUUAUACGCGGUCAGCUACUAGAGGAACUCCAAGCGGGCGAGGAUGCCGCUUCAAAGGGUGACAAUGCCCAGAAAUUGAUAGACAACAUACGUCAGGAGAGAGCAGAUAUUCUGGCGGAAAGAACGAGGUCGCUCAACGAACGCGAAUCGGAUUUGCAGCAAAAGGAGGCCAUUCUAGAUCAGCGUUUAAAGGAUUUCUACAAAGAGGUUAAGAAUAAAAAAUCCAGUCAAACUGAAAAUGGAAAGGCAGCUCCCAAGUUGGAUCAGCCCUUGGAGAUUAUCAUCAAAGUAAAAAGCGACGGCACUGUGAAGCAAUUUUUGCCGCGGGGUAAAUCCAAAACUAGAGGUACAGUGGAAACUAAGGUGAAUGGUAAGGAAGUAACCACGAGCACCACGGAAACUACGCCUAGAGAGGAACCAGAGGUCGCAACGGUUAGAAAGCCUGCCCCACAGGAUCAGCGUCAGAACUCAUUUGACUCGAACUCCACCGCCUAUCGUAGUCUGCCGCCCGUGAGCUACAAAAGCUUCAAUCCCACCGAGGCCUCUCCUUCCGCUGCUCCGCCUUUGCAUCCUUUGAUUGCUCAGUACAUCGAUCGCCUGCUAGCCAUGAGCACUGAGAAUGUAGAAGCUAUAGCUGUGAGCAGCUCCGAUCUAACCACACCUUCUCCUUCAAUCAUAAACACCUCAAAUAAUAUAGCCCCGGAAGUGGACAGAGAAUAUGCCAAUGCUGUAAAUGCUGAGCGCAUGGAGCGUGUGGAGACCUUCAUUGCCGAGAAUCGUAGCUUUGUCAACGAUCUAGAGGAUUCCAUACGAUGCCAGCAGCAAUUACAGAGGGAACAGCAGGCCCACGACAUGGAGAGCAGCUUGCGGACCUUUGAUAAGAUCUGGAAACAGCGUUUCGCUGCCAACCAGGAAGAAGCUAACAAAAAAGCCAAGGAAAAAGAGAGGCAAGAUGGCAGUAAAAGGCUUCAAGAAGUAAAUAAAAGAGUGACAGCCCAGGAUAACAGAAAAGCCACGGGGGAGAGGAACAGUCAGCAAAGAACUGAGACCCGAGUCCAGUACGAAAAGGUGACUCGGAUGGGGUCACAGAGCUCUGGCAGCAAGUCGGUCAGUGUGACCCAAAAAUCGAAGACUAAAUCGACCAGUGAAGCCUCCUCGGCCCGUCAAUUAGACCGUUUCGAAGAGCUAACAGAGAAUUGCACAACGCGUAUCGCUGAGCUCACAGACCUGAUCACCAAGGUGCGCGAGGAGAAGCAGCGUCUGGUGGAGGUCACCCUCACCUCAAACAGCGAUGGCGAGCGCCAGUCCACCGAGUACCUUGAGCUUCCAACUGGACAGAAGCAAACCAGAAGCCGAACCCAAUCGGAACGCAGCGAUUCACAGACAGCCUCCAUUUCCGAAGGUCUGCCUCUGCAGAAGAACAAGCCCACGGCUGCCAGCAGGGAUAGUGGCAUCGCAGACUCGCGUCCCCUUACAGCCCAGGGACAUGUGAAUGUGGAUAUAGAGCCUGUCUCGCUAGGCUCCUCCACUCAGAGCAAUGCCAUGCGUAACCGGUCGAAAGCCCCGCCAGCUACCAUACGGCGCUAUAGCCCCCAGUUGGAUGAGGAGGACUUGGGUCACGAACUCUCCACUAUUACGGAAGUGGAAACUCCAGGACAAUCGCAUAUUGUGGCUGCUACCCCAGUGCCCAGACCUUUUCCCAACUUUGAUCAGUACGCCAAGGAGUUGCAUUUGGACUUGACCCACAUAAGAGCCGAUGAGAGCCAGCAGUUGCAGAGUGAUUUCAACAAUCUGGUGGAAGUGGUUCAUCAGCACAUUGGAGCUGAUUACAGAGAGUUUCCCAGCAUCAAUGCCUACCUCCAUAACAUUACCACCACCAAUGUCCAUGUGGAAGUUGAUGGGGACCAGGAUCAAGGGACCCUGAGAACGGCAGACUUGAUACGUCGCCUGCGGGUGGUCAACAUGAAGAUUCGGGAGUUUCCCAAACGUAAAGAUUACCUACAGAAACUGCUUGAACGGCAGCCGGCCGAUGAGAGGCAGAUGAUAGACAGUGCAAGCCUCGAGCAGGACUCAUCCGACUCCCUGGAUAUCGAGCGAGAGCUGCGUCAGCGUAAGAUUCUCAAGAGCUCCUUUCGUCGCGGCAAUGUGACGGAAACCACUUUGACGGCCCAAGAGGUGGCCAGUAGCACGCGGCGUGAAAGCGUUGCUCCCGCCACCACUGAGGCUCCCAACGAGAGCGGAAUUGAUCACCUUUCCGGCAGCAACUACUCUUCGGAUCCGCGCUGGCAUGCCGCAGAUCACAAAAGAAGGAAUCGUUCGCGUAACAUGGAGAGCAGCACGGCCAGCACAUCGCCUGAAAGGUUGCCCCGAAGGUCUAGGAUGCAGAGCGGUGAACGGUCCCACGAUGAAUCCGACCUGCAAGAUGCCAGCCAGCUGGGAAGGCCACUUAACAUACGGGAAUAUCUGACCCGGGAACUACUGAAGCAUCGAGAGCAGCCCGGCGACGCUUCAGCCGAGAGUUCAGACGAAUCCCUUAGAGGACACUUCAUAAAAUCGUUCCUACACUCUUUCUCCCCCAGCACCACGCCACUAACUCCAGCUGUGGGCGUGAGCCAUGCCACUGGAGCCACCAACGAUAGGCAGAAGACCUCCACUCCCAUGGGCUCCUUUAAUUCUUUGGCGAAUAAAACUGGGUCCAUUCAGAGCACGGGCACAGCACUUUUCUCCGGGGAGAGCAGACUCUCCCUGGUUCAUUAUCCGGAUGGCACUCCACCCAUUCCCUACGAGCAGCAAAGUAAGCUCAGUACAAAUCACAACCCAUCGCCAAGUCAAAGGAUGUCUAGCGGGAGAAAGGCACCUCGAAAAACCACACGUCAAUGAUCGGGAUAGAUUAUGUUUAGAUUUUAAAUUGUAUUAUUGAUUUGUAUGUCCAUUAGUUAUAUUUUUAAUAAACUUUGCAAUUAUGUAU